UCUCAUUCUCUUUCCUCUCCUACAACCGAAAACCACAUAUUCAAUAUCGAAAAUACUUGACAAAAUCUCUCAUCAUGCCUCUCGUCGUCCCCGGAAUCAACAGCGCCCCUGGUCCCAACCAAGAGGAAUGGCUCCACAAGCUUGCGGGGAAGAAGAUCACUGAGUCGGAUAGCGAUGUGACUUCAUUCGCGAAGAAGGAUCUUCCCGAGGGCCAUCGCGUCAUCAAGCCCGGAGACGCUGUCACGAUGGAUUUCAGACCCGAACGGAUGAAUGUUCAUGUGGACGAUGAGGGUAUCGUCCAGCAUGUCUCUUUUGCUUAGACGAUGAUACAUGGUCGAUUUUCUAUGAUG
Molecule: messenger RNA, 350 nt
Organism: Aspergillus sclerotioniger CBS 115572
Lineage: Eukaryota; Fungi; Ascomycota; Eurotiomycetes; Eurotiales; Aspergillaceae
Exons: 3
Coding region: 75-320 (81 amino acids)
Source: RefSeq, a predicted model, not a curated record